Molecule: messenger RNA, 4233 nt
Organism: Salarias fasciatus (jewelled blenny)
Lineage: Eukaryota; Metazoa; Chordata; Actinopteri; Blenniiformes; Blenniidae
Gene: appl1
Product: adaptor protein, phosphotyrosine interaction, PH domain and leucine zipper containing 1
Exons: 22
Coding region: 138-2255 (705 amino acids)
Biological process (GO): signaling
Cellular component (GO): cytoplasm; endosome membrane
Molecular function (GO): protein binding
Source: RefSeq, a predicted model, not a curated record
AGAGCCGGGAGGAGCUGUUUUGGGGUGUUGUGAAUCUGUGCAGUCCAGAAGCACAGGGUGGGAGUUGUCGGGCCGAUCUGUUGUGCGUUUUGUCCCUGGAUUAACACCCGUUACCGACCCGCCCGCCCGCCGCAGCCAUGCCCGGGAUAGAGAAGCUGCCGAUAGACGAGACGCUGGAGGACAGUCCGCAGACUCGCUCUCUCCUGGGAGUGUUCGAGGAGGACACUGCGGCCAUGUCCAACUACUGCACACAACUGUAUCAGGCCAUGAACAGGAUUUAUGAUGCUCAGAACGAGCUGAGUGCUGCAACACACCUCACCUCCAGACUGCUGAAGGAGUACGACAAACAGCGUUUCCCUCUGGGGGGCGACGACGAGGUGAUGAGCUCCACCCUGCAGCAGUUUGCGAAAGUCAUCGAUGAGCUGAGCUCCUGUCACGCCGUCUUGUCCACUCAGCUCGCCGACGCCAUGAUGUUUCCCAUCACGCAGUUUAAAGAGCGAGACCUAAAGGAGAUCCUCACCCUUAAAGAAGUCUUCCAGAUAGCCAGCGAUGAUCACGACACGGCCAUUAACAGAUACAGUCGCCUCUCAAAGAAGAGAGACAACGACAAGCUGCGGGCGGAGGUGGUGGAGGACGUCUACACCUCCCGGAAGAAGCAGCACCAGACCAUGAUGCACUACUUCUGCUCGCUCAACACGCUGCAGUACAAGAAGAAGACGGCGCUGCUGGAGCCGCUGCUGGGAUACAUGCAGGCGCAGAUCAGCUUCUUCAAGCUGGGCUCAGAGAAUCUCACCCAGCAGUGGGAAGACUUCCUGGGAACUAUAGGAACCAGCGUCCAGAACGUUCGCCGGGAGAUGGAGGAGGAGGUGGGCCAGAUGCAGCAGACCAUCCAGCAGAUGGAGAGGUCAUGUGACCCCCUGUACGCCCCGUGUGACCCCGACCCCGUCCACUCACCUGUGUGCCGCAGCCUGACCAGGAAGCAGGGCUACCUCUACAUCCGCAAUAAGACCGGCCUGGUGUCGUCGUCCUGGGAGCGGCAGUACUUCUUCACGCAGGGCGGGAACCUCAUGCAGCAGGGCCGCGGCGAGGUGGCGGGCGGGCUGGUGACGGACCUGGACAACUGCUCCGUCAUGGCGGUCGACUCCGACGACCGCAGGUUCUGCUUCCAGGUCACUUCCUUCGAUGGGAAAAAAGUGGUGACGCUGCAGGCGGAGAGCAGGAAGGACUGCGAGGAGUGGAUCGCCACCAUCAACAACAUCUCCAAGAGGAUCUACCUGAGUGAGAACGCAGAGGAGCUGGCAGCCAGAGUGAACCAGUCGGCCCUGGAAGCCGUGACUCCUUCUCCGUCCUUCCAGCAGAGACAUGAGAGCAUGAGACCCAGCAGUAAAGGCCGGACGGGCCGGGCGAGCAGCAUCAGCUCGGUGGGCUCCGAGCCGUCGCCCGCCCUGUCCGUGCUCUCAUUGGAUGCCCUGGUUGCCCCGGAAACGCCCAUCCAGUUCGACAUCAUAUCCCCCGUCAGCGAGGAGCUGUCGGGCCAGAGCAAGGCGGCGGCGCAGUCCGGCCGGAGGAGUAACCCGUUCGGAGAGUCGGGAGACGGCACAGCAGAGGACAGCGAAGACUCCAUCCUCCACCAGCUCUUCAUCGUGCGCUUCCUGGGCUCCAUGGAGGUGCGGACCACCGAGUCUGUGGACGUCAUCUCUGAGACCAUGAGGCAGAUCCUGGCUGCUCGAGCCAUCCACAACAUCUUCAGGAUGACCGAGUCUCACCUGCUGGUCACCUGCGACUGCCUCAAGCUUAUCGAUCCUCAGACACAAGUCACUCGUCUCAGGUUUCCCCUCUCCAGUGUGAUUCAGUGUUCGUCCCAUCAGGACAACAAGCGGCUGUUUGGUUUCGUUCUGGAGUCUCCGGGCGGGCGGGCCGUCUGCUACAUCUUCGAGUCCAACAACGACGGGGAGAAGAUCUGUGACAGCGUCGGCCUGGCCAAGCAGAUCGCCUUCCACUCCGAGAUGGACCGUAAAGCUGUGGAGAAGAGGAAGGAGGAGGACAAGGCCAAAGAGAAGCAGCAGGAGGAGCUCAGCAAGCAGAGGCAGAUAGAGAAGGAUCUGGAGGAGCAGAGUCGCCUCAUCGCCGCCUCCAGUCGUCCCGCCAACCCGCCUCCCUCUGACGGACAGUUCCUGGUGCUCAGCAACAGCCAAUCGGAGGACAGCGACGCCGGGGGGGAGGAUGGGAAGAAGAAGGGCGAGUCCGAAGCCUAACGACGCCCGGAGGAUGCAUGUUUGACCUCCCAGACGAGGCCCGGCCGCUGUCGUCAUGACGACCGCUCAGGAAACAGGAGGAGGAGGAGGUGGAGGAGGAGGGGAAACAGCACCCGCCCGCCUGGGCCGCCUGGGACCGAAAAACAUUUGCUUCCUCUCUGCUGGACAAACCCAACGCACCCUCACGGCAAGACGAGGAGGAGUCGUGGUUUAUCGUGUGUGUAAGAGCGCUGCUUUCAUAUCAGCUCCACCGGCAAGAAGAGACGCCAGAUCUAGAUUAACCCGCAAGUUUCAAUUGGUUUUUUUUUUGUUGAUUUUGUAAGAGACACUAACAGUAGUGACGGAGGAUCGUAAGCAGGCCAGCGUGAGGAGAGGAACACACCAGGAUCUGAGGCAGAAAGCUGGAGGCUGCAUCCCGACGCCUGGAGCAUUUCUCUCCUUCAACCCGACAGCAGUCGCAGUUUGUUGGUUUUCUUUUUGUUUAUUGUUGUCCGAGCGCUUGGAAAGCGCACUGCAGUGUUUCAGGUGAAGCAGUUUUUCAUCCGUGCCGCCAAAUCACAUCUUCAGUUCUUCAUCGCCUCAUCAAAUGAACAAAAAAACCGUCAGAAAACACAUUUUAUCAUCGAGUUACAGCCGGUUAGGAACAAAAAUUGCCAAAUACACAUCAGGUCUUCUCCAAUGUUGGUGAUCACACUUUGACUUAUGUUACAAAUGACUUGAUAUAGAUAUAUUUUUAAUAGUUGAAUAAAGCACGGCCAUCCUCAUGUGAGAAACAAACAGACCCAUUACAAAGCUACAAACAACCUGUGUGUAGCAAUUAUUCUAGAACUAUGAUGGCUGUUUUCAAUACAAAAAAGCCAAAAUAUUUAUUGUUUUGGCCGCUUUUAAUGUUGUGAAGCCAAAAUAAAUAUCCUGUUGAUGAUAAUUCAUUAACAAUUUCACAUGUAAUAAAGAUGAAAAGAUCAAGAAUAAUUUUGGCCAAUUUAAAUGUAAAACAGCAAAACCAAGUACUAAUUUUAGCCAUUUUAAAUGUAUUAAAGCCAACAAUGUAGUGAUUUAACUGUAAUGUAACAAAACAAAGUGCAUCUAAGAUUUAGAGUGUUGCAUAUGAAUGAGCACGACUGGGCCAUGCGUUAGUCCUGUUCUUCAUGAGUGAGCUGCACAUUUAGGAGCUCGUUUGCACCACCAUGCAUCCCAUCAUUUUGGACAGUAAAGAUUGGUGACUUUACUUUGUCCCCAGCUGAAGAGUUGGAAACAAACAUACUGAACUCCACCCUGUCGUUAGCAUGCGAGCAAGUCUUUUCAAAUCAAGCCCAUGUAGUGUUAAAGCGUCGUAACUUUUUCGUUUCAGGCCGCCAACUUGAGUUUUGAUCAUGAGAAGUCGGAGCAAAAGUCUCGUUUGUUCUUGUUUUGUUUUGUUUUGUUUCGUUUUUUUCACAGUUUUACUGAAAGGAAAUUUGUUUAAUGCUCACUUAAGAGACUCGACUCCAAGUUUAAAGCCCAUUUACACGUUUUUAGGUGAAAAUGCAAAAAAUGAAGCAUUCUCACCUGAAACGUGAUUAAAACUGGGCCUAAGUUACAAAAACAGACCUGAUCUUGGCCGAAUAAUCAGAUUUCAUGUUAACCAGUAACGUGUGUUUGGCCUUCUAAUGUUCUCCCACCACUUUAAAGGACUAUGUUGCCUUUUUCUGUGUUACCCAGAAUGAUGAUCCCGAGAAAUGUGGGGUGUCAGACGAACCCUCUUUAGUUUCUGAAUGAGCAGUUACUGACGGUUUGGUUUGUAUGUGCUGGUUUCUGUGUUUUCUCCUGCUGUAACCAGGUGAAGGACUCGUUGUCGACGGAGCUGCACUUUAAGGGAAAACACGACGGGAUCGAUUAUGUAAAUAUGUUUUAAAGUGAUCGAUGUUCAACUGUCAAGGGUCAUUUGAAAGAACAAGUUAAAAAAAAAAGCUUUUCAUUGUUAAAAUAAAGCACUAAC